UCAACAAAUGCUCUUCAUCCUCAGUGAGACUAGCCACAUCAGGUCGAGAUAGACUCAAGCUACUCAAAUAGCAAGCUGGUAUCAAGAUGCCUAACACCAACAGAAUCAUUUCGGAGACCAGGAAGGCAGAAAAAGGGAAAAAGGCCAAAGUGGUAAAAACGCCCACAGCAGAGAAGAUCCCAGGGUAUGAGACAAAUAUCCCUGAACCCAAAUGGAGAGCUGAUCUUAUCAAAUAUUGGAUUAACUUGUCUCUGGAUGACAAAACAGCCAAUAAAAUGCUGUGGAUCACAGAUGGUGGUGCCAAAGUGGCCAGAAUGACUGAUAACCUCGCGUGUCCUGUCUUGGACACACCAGACCGAUAUGAGUACGUUCCACAGGUUCUUUGCAAAGAGGGAAUCCUGGGAAGCCGAGGCUACUGGGAAAUGGAGUAUUCUGGAUGGGUUGUGAUUGGAGUCGCAUACGCAGGAGCUGGAAGAAGGAACAAGGAUGGGCCCUGUGGCCUGGGAGAAAACGAGGAGUCCUGGGGUCUCGGCUGGAGUGGUUCCAGCUAUCAUGCCUGGCACAACGGUCGCAUUACACAGCUUGUGGAGCUUCCCAGGUGCUCCACAAUAGGUGUAUAUGUUGACCAGCCUGUUGGUGUCAUUAAUUUUUAUGCUGUGGAGGAUGUGAUUGAGGGAGGAGAAAGCAAUGGGGAAAAGGAGGUUAGACUUUUGAAGCAGUUUAAGAGCUCCUUUAAGGAGAAGCUGAUGCCAGGUUUAUGGGUAGGAACAAACUCUGAGUGUGUAAUCAAAAAGAUGGAGGAAUAAAGGAGUGGAAGCAUAGAGGCAGCUUAUAAUCAUUUCUAAAAUUGAGUGUUUGUUGGGUGAGGAGUGAAGUAGCUGUUAUCCUAUUGCAAUAAAGCUGCAAUAAGGCUGUUUUAAACACAAAAUAUCCUCAGAUAAUAGGGUCAUCCACAUCAUCAGAACUUAUAUUUUACCAACACACUAAAGUAUCUCUGAGGAAAACAUAGGAAA
Messenger RNA from Neolamprologus brichardi, 1013 nucleotides. RefSeq names its product stonustoxin subunit beta-like. Gene Ontology annotation, molecular function: protein binding. The record is from RefSeq and is a predicted model, not a curated record. Lineage: Eukaryota; Metazoa; Chordata; Actinopteri; Cichliformes; Cichlidae.